UCCCCCCGCAGGUGUACCAGGUGGCCUACGUGAUCGUGAAGAGCGCCGUGUCUCCUCGUCCGGGCAACUGGAUCCUUGAGCGCUCUCUGGACGGCCGUCGCUUCGAGCCCUGGCAGUACUACGCUCUCUCCGACGCCGAGUGCCUGGCCUUCUACGGCGUGCAGCCCACCCGCGGACGCCCCUCGUACGCCACCGACACGCAGGUCAUCUGUACCUCCUACUUCUCCAGGCUGAACCCACUCGAGGGCGGCGAGGUCCACACCUCCCUCGUGAACGGCCGCCCGGGCUCCGCCGGACCCUCAGAGGCCCUCAGGCAGUUCACGGAGGCUCGCUACGUCCGCCUGCGCCUCCAGAAGAUCCGCACGCUCCACGGGGACCUCCAGGGGCGCUCCUCGCAGUCAGACGCCUCCGUCACCAAGCGGUAUUUCUACUCCAUCAAGGACAUCAGCAUCGGCGGGCGGUGCGUGUGCCACGGACACGCCGACAACUGCAUUUCCGACGACGCGGAUGGGAAGCUGGCUCGAUGCUCCUGCGUCCACAACACCUGCGGCGACAACUGCGACUCGUGCUGCCCCCUGUACAACCAGCAGCCGUGGCGCGCCGGCAACUUCAGCGACGGGGGCGUGUGCGAGAAGUGCCAGUGCCACGGACACGCCCAGGCCUGUCGCUAUGACGAGGAGGUCGCUAGGCAGAGGCUGUCGCUUAACAUGAGGGGCGAGUACGAGGGCGGCGGCGUCUGCCUGGACUGCGAGCACAACACCGAGGGCGUGAACUGCGAGAGGUGUCAGGCAGGCUUCUACAGGCCGCAGGGCGUGGCCGCGGACGCCCCUCGCCCGUGCCUGCCGUGUGACUGCUCGGGCCCGGGCACGUCGGGGCGGUGCGUGCAGGACGACACGCAGUUCAACCUCGGCCUCUUCCCCGGCGCCUGCAUCUGCAAGGAGGGCUUCGCGGGACCUCGCUGUGACCGCUGUGCCAAGGGUUAUCGCCGCUACCCUGCCUGUGAACCCUGCCCGUGCGACAGAGCAGGGUCGGUCAACGAGGAAUGUGACGGCGAGUGCAUUUGCAAGGCGAACGUGCGGGGCCCGCGCUGCGACACCUGCGCCCCCGGACACUUCCACCUGGACGCCCACAACCCCGUCGGCUGCACGCCCUGCUACUGCAACGGCGCCACGAACUCCUGCGGUGCGGCGGCGCUGGCGGUCUACACGGUGGUGCAGCACGAGAACUGGCGCGUGACGGACCUCUCGAGGAAGCGCGUGGUGGCGGCGGCGCGCGAGGGAACCGACGUCCACAUCGCCCACGACGAUAUGGGCUUCUUCGAGGCCUACUACUGGCUCGCCCCGCAGGAGUACCUGGGCAGGAGGAUGACCUCCUACGGGCAGACGCUGACGGUGAAGGUGUCUUGGGUCCGCCUCAGAGGAGACACCUCCGGAAGGCCCACGCGCUGCCCUGACGUCAUUAUCGAGGGCGCCGGAUACCGCAUAGCCUACGGGGACAACGCGCACAGAGGCCGAAAAGCCACGCUGGAAAUCCCUUUCUACGAGCACGACUGGUUCCACUUCCCGAAGGACAUCACUGACAUCACCUCGAAGACCCAGUCGAAGUCCUACCGCGGGGAGGCCGUCACCAGGAGGCAGAUGAUGGAGAUCCUGAGUUCGAUGGAGAGCCUCAUGAUCCGAGCUCGAUACCACACCGUGCAGGUCGAGGGCGUCCUUCACGACGUCAUCCUUGAGUACGGCAAGGAGGGCACGGCGACCCUCGUGACGGGGGCCGUGGAGAGGUGCAACUGUCCCCCGGGGUAUUCCGGCCUCUCCUGCGAGUCGUGCGAGCCUGGGUAUCGGCGCGUCAACAACACCAUCUUCGGCGGCGAGUGCAGGAAGUGCGAAUGCAACGGCCACGUGGAUGCGUGCGACCCCUUCACGGGCGCCUGCGGGGAGUGCCAACACAACACCGUGGGCGUGCACUGCGAGCGCUGCAAGGCCGGCUACUUCGGCGACCCCGCCCGUGGCACGCCCGACGCAUGCCAGCCGUGCGCGUGCCCCCUGGCCCUCGGUGCCAACCACUUCACGCCCCGCUGCGUGCCCGACCUGGACCUCGGCGGGUACAAGUGCCAGUGCCCCGCCGGGUACGAGGGCCCCAGAUGCGAGACCUGCGCCGACGGGUACUUUGGCAACCCGCUGGUGCCCGGCAACUUCUGCCAGCCGUGCGAGUGCAACGGCAACUUGGACUUCCGCCAGACGAAUAACUGUGACCGGCAGACGGGCGAGUGCCUCAAGUGCGUCGGCAACACGGCGGGCUGGCACUGCGAGCGGUGCAAGGAAAACCACUACGGGGAUCCCAAGAGGGGCCAGUGCAUCAGGUGCGGGUGCCACCCCAGGGGCUCCGCGGCGGGCCAGUGCGACCCCGAGAGCGGCCAGUGCCAGUGCCAGAGCCUCUACACGGGGCGCCAGUGCGACCGGUGUAUCAGCGGCCACGGGGGGGUGAACGAGGGCUGCCCCGCGUGCCAGUGCCACCCCGAAGGCUCCUCGAGUGCCACGUGCGAUCCUUUCACGGGCCAGUGUCCUUGCAAUCCAGGUGUGACCGGCCGGCAUUGCGACAAGUGCCUUCCCGAUCACUAUGGGACGCUGGCAGGAGGCUGUACGAGGUGCGAGUGCGACGAGCGCGGCGCCACCGGCAGCUCGUGCGACAUCGUGACGGGGCAGUGCGAGUGCAAGGGCAAUGUGGUCGGCCGGACGUGCAAUGCGUGCAAGCCGGGGUACUGGGGUCACGUGACCGGCCAAGGGUGCCAGAGGUGCGACUGCGACAGGAAGGGCAGCAUCAGCCCGCAGUGCGACGACGCCACGGGCCAGUGUCGCUGCCGGCCCGGGGUGGGCGGCCCGCGCUGCGACGCCUGCCUGCCCGGCUACUGGGGCUUCUCCAGGCAGGGCUGCAAACCCUGCGACAGGUGCAGCAGUCCCGGCCACUUCUGCGACCCCAACUCAGGGCGCUGCAUCUGCCCCCUGAACACCGCGGGCGACCGAUGCGAGAGGUGCUCCCCCGGAUCCUGGGACUAUGACGCCACGCGCGGCUGCAAGCCCUGCAACUGCUCGGGCGCGGGAGCAAUAACCAGCCAAUGUGACGCCAGAACAGGCCACUGCGUUUGCAAAGAAGGCUACGAAGGCAACCACUGCGGCAAGUGCAAAUUUGGGUUCUUUGGUUACCCUCUCUGUACCCCGUGCAAUUGCGAUAAGGCAGGAACAAACCCGCACAACUGCGAUAGUAAAGGACGUUGUCAGUGUGACGAUAGUGGACAGUGCCCCUGUAAGUCGAAUGUGGAGGGUCGAACAUGUGGUAAGUGUGUGGGAGGGACGUUUGGGCUUUCGGUUGACAAUCCCACGGGUUGCACCAGCUGCUACUGCUUCAGGAGAACGGACCAAUGUACUCAAGCUGACCUCACCUGGUCUCAGCUGAGAACGACGGAACACCGGAUUUUGAACAUCGAGUACCGAAGACCUGGGCAUGGAGAGCGCCCUUUCCGCCCCCCCGUUGUGGUUUAUCGCCCUUGGAACACGCAGGAGAUAUGUUACAUCAAUCUCGCUCUCCCUGGCGAAAGACUCCUGAGCUUUGGCGAAGGGGAGACGAAGCUGAACGUGACCAACCAACUCCACGUCAUCCCAGGCACCGAGGGGAACGUCAAAAUUGGCUCGAACCAGCUUUUCGACGCCCCCUUGUACUGGCAGCUUCCGCGGGAAUUCAUGAGGGACAAGGUCCGCUCAUACAACGGCUACCUGCGAUUCAGAGUGCACAGCGAAGGAGGCAGCAGGAACUUCCCAGAGCAGAUCCUGCAGACGUAUCCCCUGGUGUCUCUGCAAGGGAACUGGCAGCUGGUCCUAGAGUACUACCCUCCCUCGAUCUCUUCUGAUGGGCGCUACGAAGUCAAACUCCACGAAGAUUACUGGCGCCUGAAGAACAAACCGAAGAAAGUGACGCGGGAGAUGAUGAUGAUCGCGCUCCAGAACAUCCAACACAUUUUGAUCCGCGCGACGCAUGCAGCCGACGCCACAACCGCCUCCCUUCACGACGUCACCAUGGACAUCGCUGCCGAAGGGUCGCCGGUGUCCUCGCGCGUGGCUCUGGGCGUCGAGCAGUGCUUCUGCCCCGAGAGCUACUCGGGGACCUCGUGCCAGAACCCGAACAUUGGCUUCUACCGCUGGUACAAGCAGAACCACAUCCAGUCGACCAUCAUCAUCGACCUCGUGGGCGAGUCGAGGCCGUGUCGCUGCAACGGGCGGUCGGAGACGUGCGACUCGGAGACCGGCGUGUGCAAGAACUGCCGAGACAACACCAUGGGUCCUCACUGCGAGGUCUGCGCCACAGGGUACUACGGCAACCCCUCGAGAGGCCUCUGCAAGCCCUGUGCGUGCCCGUCGAGGGAGCAGAAUUUCGCCGAAACGUGCCAGGCGGAUCGCUUAGCCGAGUACAUCUGCCACUGUCGCGUCGGUUACACGGGAGACAAGUGUGAUAGGUGUGACUUCGGCUACUACGGAAGGCCUGCGGAGCCCGGCGGGUCUUGCCAGCCUUGCAAUUGCGAUCCCUUCGGCAGCGUGCACGAGGGUUGCGAUGCCGACGGUCGUUGCACGUGUAAGCCAGGCAUCACCGGCAGGGAUUGCUCGCAGUGCGCUCCUCGUCACGUGACCUCGGAGGCGGGUUGCAUUUCCUGCGAGGACGGAUGCGUAAAUAUCUUACUGGACGAGGUGGAAGACAUGAUUGCGUCCGUGACUUCCAUUGACGUUGAUGGCUACAUCCCCGCUCCCUGGCCCUCCAUUCGACAGAUUCAGAACGUGACCAAACUCCUCCGGACGCAACUCACGCGAUACCACAGCAAUGUCGACAGCUCCCAGGAGAUGGUCAUCAACUUUGACCUGGACUAUUACGCCAGGGACCAGCUGCGGAGGGCGGAAGCACUGGAGAUCUCGGCAAGGGAGACGUACCCACCCACAGCCAAGAUAAAAUCCGAUGCCCAGUUUGUGUUGGAUUUGUUGAGGAAUGUCCAUGACCAGCUCGAAGAGACGAUCGCGUACCUGAAGAACUACGCCAUAGGAGAGACGCCCAGCAUCUCGGUGGGCGGGGCGCUGAUGGAGGCCGAGAAGAUCCUGAAGGAGAUUCAGAUGAGGAACUUCACCCAGUUCGACGAGGAUGCUGAGGUCGAGCUGAGCAAAUCCCGGAGCCUUCUGGAUCGCGUCAUGAAGAUGGUGCAGAAGAUGCCUGUCCUCGGGGCGCUCAGGGACUUAGUCAACGAGAUCAGAGACAAACUGAACGAACUCAGAGAAAGAGUCAAAACUUCCAACGGAAAAGUCGAUGAGACGGCGAUCCUCAACCUGGAGAACCGAGAGAGGCUGGAGAGAGUGAAGAACUUUUCGCUGGAGAUCAAGAACAGAGAACAGAUGCUCCAGAAACAGAACUUCAACGCGACGAGGCAGACCAAGGGCGCCGAGGAGAACCUGCAGCUGGCCAUCUCGAAUUAUGACGACUUGAUACGGAUGCUGGUGGACCUGAGGAACAGCUCGAACUUCCUGGAGGACUUCCACGUCAUGCUCAGGAAGCUCAAUAACGAGUACAGGGAGACGUACGUAAAGAGAGCUCAUGACCACGCCAUGGAGCUCAUGAGGGUUGCCAUUAGGCUGCAGAGCUUGUUCAACAAGACGCGCGAUGUCGCCGACGGCCCGCUGAGAGCAGCGCAGGCCUACCAGAGGAUCGUGGACGCCCUGCUCAGCGCUCGGGAGGCCGCCAGGAACGCCUCGCACGCCGCCGAGACAGCAUACACGGUGGCUUACCCCGGCGACCCCGAGAACUCCCUGGUUCGUCGAGCCUCCUUAUCCUUCGACAAAUCCGGAGGCCUACGCACCAAGGGCGAAGGCCUCCGCUCGACGGUGGGGCGGCAGGCGAUCGACUUGGAGAACCAUAAGGAGGCGCUGAAGAGGACGAGCAGCGACCUCGUCAAGACGGACGAGCGGCUGAUUGCGCUCAACGCCAUCUGGAUUCGCAGAUUACGUCAGGUGCGGAUUGAGGGGUUGUGCAUAUCCUCAGACAUCCACAGAUCCCUGGAGAGAAUUGCCACGGCGCAUGACAACGUGCAGAACACCUUCGACCGCGUGACGGCAAUCCAUGGCAACCUGACCAUCAUCCGAGAGCGCGCUUUGGAGCUCAACCGGAUUGACACGUCGCUGCUCAAUGAAGUUCGGGACACGAUAACGAGAGGCGAAAGCACGACCAUGAAGGGAGUCCGGUUGUCGUCGAACCUGCAGAAGACAGUCGCCCGGAUCGAGAACCGGUUCACGGAUCUCAGCGACAGGAUCGAAGCCCUUAAACGCAAGAUCAAGCAGACCAGACAAUAUGCUUCGUCGAUUCGUGUCUCACUGACGACCAAUUCAUCUGGAAUUUGUACGAGGAAAUACAAACCAGCGUUACAGCCGUCAACAACAACGAAUAUUGUACUGAGUUAUGCCAUUCAGGAAAGGACUGUGAAGAAUGCCCUUCUGCUGUACCUGGGAUCGCAUAACUCGAGUGACUUCAUGGCCGUGGAGAUGGUCAACCGCAAGAUCGAGUUCAUUUGGGACGCCGGAGGAGGAACCAGGAGAAUCGUGCAUCCCCUGAGACUCUUGACUAACGACCAGCAGGUCACCGACGACACGAAAUGGUACCACAUUAGCAUCAACAGGAUCGGAAAUAUAGGUCAGCUCACCGUCUUGCCCGCGAACUUGCCUCCGGGAGAAGAGGCUGACACGACCCCCGUCAGCGGUGCCUCGCCUGCUGGGUUUAGCAAGAUGGACCUCCUGCCGACAGACACCCUGUGGAUUGGCGGAGCUCCCCCUCGGGCACAGAACGUCAUGAAAGCCAAGAAGUUCGCCGGCUGCCUCCACACGGUCUUCAUCGACGGGGAAAACAUUGGCCUGUGGAACUUCACGGAAUCCGAAGGCUGCGGCGCCUGUAACGAAGGGGAAAAGCUGGUCCUGCGCCAGACGAACGAAAUCGCCGUGGGCUUCAACGGGAAAGGCUACUUCAAGGGCACCAACAGGAUACGGCGACCCAAGCAGUACUACUCGACGGUGCUCGCCUUCAAGACGCUGGAUGAGGACGCGCUGCUCUUCCUGGCUGUGAACGAGGCCAAGAACCAAUACUUCAGCAUCUCCCUGGACAACGGCCACGUGGUGUUCACGGUGCAGUUCGACCGCCAGACGCGCCUCAUCAUGAAGUCUGGCAAGAAACACAAUAACAACGAGAUGAUUCAGAUUCAGGCGAUCGUCCAGAACAAGGCCAUGGGAGGAGCUCGUAUGGGCAGGCUGGUGGUGGGCGACCAAGAUCAGCUGGGCACCGUCAAGGGAGGCCCUGACCUUGACCUCUCCUACGUGCCCUACUACUUCGGAGGCGUCGACCCCGAGUUCGACAGGAACAGAUGGGGCAGUGAGUUAGUCCUGCGAUCUCUCCUGGGCUGCAUGGGACGGCUCAGUGUGUUGGACGAAGGCAAGAAUCCUCUGACAGAUGGACAGUUCUACGGUAUUGAGAACACUUGCUCGGAGAAACCUUUGAAUGAGGUUGGCUUCCUGGGACAAGGCUUCGUGGAGCUUCCCUCCCACGUCCUGAAACGCGAGUCCAACUUCGGCUUCACUUUCCAGACCAUGGAAUCCGAUGCCCUCCUGAUGCUGUCGACCUUCGUGGGGCAGGACAAUGAAACAGAAGGAGAUAUGUCAGCACCCACCACCACCACCACAACCACAACACCCACUCCCCUGGAGCCGGGCGAGGUCCACCCCCCUGACUUCUACUCGGUGUCGCUCGUCGAGGGGCACUUGGAUAUCCAGCUCAACGGAGGAACAGGGAUCGAGAGAAUCAUGUCUGCCGAGAAGUUUAACGACGGUCAAUUGCACUCCAUCUCCGUCAUCAAGGAAAAUAGAAGAGUGACCCUGAAAGUCGACGACCGAGAAGUCAACAGCACGCGACUGGAUCGCGGGGGGCAAGUGCUCUACGGCCCCAACACGGGAGGCCUCUACUUCGGCGGAGUUCCUCAGGGCCUCGACAUCGUGACGAUGGUCGGUUCCUCCAGCCCCUUGAAGGGUUGCAUUCGGGACGUCAUCGUGAACAACAAGGUGCUGCGUUUCAAUCAGCCAAUUCAGUUCCAAAAUGUGUACAUUGGAAGGUGUGCUGACGUACCAGCUACAGCCAUGCAAGGAAUGGAAGGAGAUAUGAAGGUGAUCGACUCGUGCAUGCCCCCCACGCAGCACACGGUAGAGUACAGAGCCCUGAAGUUCGGCGACAAGUUGGACUCCCACGUCAUGAUUCCUCUCGACCGAAACACGUUCAAGAAGGACUUCAAUAUAUCCUUCGAAUUUAGGACCUAUUAUCCCAAUGGCUUGUUUUUCUUGGCCUCGCACACGAGGAAGAAGCAGACGCAGACCCUUCUGGCGCAGCUGAAGAACGGCAGGGUGACGGUGACCAUGAAGAGGAGGAAGAAGGAGAGCCAGAUCGUUUCGGGCCCGGGACUCAACACGGGAAGGUGGAGGAAGGUGAUCAUCCGCAAGGCCAAGAAGCGCAUGUGGCUGACCGUGGACAAUCAGCUGAUCAAGAAGGUGAAGGCUCCUCGCAAGUUCAACGUGGGGCAGGAGCUGUUCCUGGGCAGCGUGCCGUCCAACGUAGCGAGGCCGGAGGACGUGCAGAUCACAGAAACACUUCGCGGUUGCCUCCGGAAUCUCAACAUCAACGAGGAGGAGUUCGAGAUCCCGAGCAACAGAAGGGCGGACAGGAUCGUGGGCGUAGGGCAGUGCUUCGCCAGCGUGCAGCCGGGAUCCUACUUCCCAGGGGACGCCUAUGCUAUCUACAGCAACAGCUUCAACGUGGGCGCCUUGCUGGAGCUUCGGCUGGAGUUCCGGACGUGGGAGCUGAACGGCAUCAUCCUCUCCGUGGCGGACCCGACGGGCGCGGCGCUGUCGCUCGAGAUGGUCAACGGCGCUGUGGUGCUGAGCGUGAACAUGGGCGUGGGCCACUCCUUCAGCGCCCGCGUCAGCCUCAAGAACAAGUUCAGUCUGUGCGACAACAAGUGGCACACCGUCAAGGCCAACUACGUCAAGGACUCGCUCACUCUGCGCGUCGACAAGCACCGCGAGGCCUACGGCUUCAACGGCUCCAACAACGAGAAGGGGACGGUCACCGACGCGCCGUUGUUCGUGGGGGGGCUGCCAGAAUCGGCUCCCCAGGGCACCCUCGCCACCAGAGAGAACUUCAAAGGCUGCAUUCGCAACAUCGUGAUGAACAGCGAGCGGAGGGACUGGACGGACAUGUUCCAGCUGCAGAACGUGCUGUUAAAUGCCUGUCCUGUGCUAUGAUGAAAAUGACCCGCUUAUUUCUUGGGCUUAAUUUUCUUUUUGCAUAUUUAUAACUCGGGGCACAGGCGGUUUGGGCAGUGCGUGACUUGGCUGCUGAUUUUACCAUGAAAAGAAAUUCUACGAUAUAAAAAAUCUUUUAAGAUGUGUGUAUAUACACAUAUAUGUACAUAUAUGUAUAUUAUAUAUAUAUAUAUAUAUAUAUAUAUAUAUAUAUAUAUAUAUAUAUAUAAUAUAUAUAUAUAUAUAUAUAUAUAUAUAUAUAUAUAUGUAUGUGCAUACAUAUAUAGUGCAUAAUUGUUUUAGUGAAUUUGACAAAUAAUGUGUUUGGAUUCCAUUGCAGUCAGAGUAAGUUUAACGUAACCCGAUGUAUUUUUCCUUACAAUAUGUUAAUAUAUUGUGGUCCCUCGUAAUUAGUACAUAAAACGUAUUUCAUAUCAGAGAAUAGGCUUGAUCCUGAUGUAAUAACAUGUUUUUGUUUAGCUUUUUGUUUUGGAAAUAUCAGUUAAAUGAACUGAAAAAGAGAAAACGUCAUAUUUUUUAAAUAACAAUUUUUUGUGUAUGUCACAAAUGCGUGUAUGUUAGUUUAACUUUCUACUUUUAAUGAAAAGAGAGAAGUGCUUCAUUUUUGGUGCCAUUAUUCUCGUAUUUUUACCACGUUUAUUAUUACUUUUAUUAUUAUUAUUAAUUAUUAUUAUUAUUAUUAUUAUUAUUAUUAUUAUUAUUAUUAUUAUUAUUAUUAUUAUUAUUAUUAUUAUUAUUAUUAUUAUUAUUAUUAUAUUAUUGCGAAUGCAGUAUAUAAAAAAAAAAUUAUGAAUAAAUCUCAUAAAUGUCCAAGAAAAAAUGUUCCCAAAACCGCAGACUCUAAUAACGUUUGAAUGUCAUUUUGAAAAAUUAAUAUAACACAAAAUAACGAGGAAUGUCAUGACAGCUUCUUGUAAACUUAAGGUUAAACGCGUAUCGUGAUUAAGCAGAAUUCCUGUUGUUACUUGACUAAACCAGCACAGUGUAUUUGCUUCCGUGUCAGAAAUUCGUCUGUGAGAAGGAGAAGAAAUAGUAGAUUAUCUUUUUUUUGAAGAUUAUGCUUAACUGUGGCUGCUGUAUUUUUAAUAGUAGUUCAUAUUUUAGCUAAACGUUUGGACUUGUCUCCUGUACUUACCUUUGUGAAUAAGUGUAAUAUACGAACGAGUGUCUUAGCAUUCGUUAGACAUGAAUGGAAUGUAAUAUACUAGGCAGCAUUGUGUGUUAUUUGUGUAUAUACUGACUGCUGAGAGAAAUAUUAGAUGUACUUAUGAUUCACCAGGAACUAAGAGGUAAUUCACUUGUUAAGUGAUAUGUGUGGGAGAUUUAAAAAAUGCUUUUUAAUAAAGUGGAACAGAUUUGCCUUCUA
Molecule: messenger RNA, 10743 nt
Organism: Penaeus monodon (black tiger shrimp)
Lineage: Eukaryota; Metazoa; Arthropoda; Malacostraca; Decapoda; Penaeidae
Gene: wb
Product: laminin subunit alpha-1-like
Exons: 63
Coding region: 708-9356 (2882 amino acids)
Biological process (GO): regulation of cell adhesion; axon guidance; regulation of embryonic development
Cellular component (GO): basement membrane
Molecular function (GO): signaling receptor binding; extracellular matrix structural constituent
Source: RefSeq, a predicted model, not a curated record